Gasterosteus aculeatus aculeatus (three-spined stickleback) is the source of this 1954-nucleotide messenger RNA. Its product is annotated as pleckstrin homology domain-containing family F member 2-like. The record is from RefSeq and is a predicted model, not a curated record. Gene Ontology annotation, biological process: endosome to lysosome transport; endosome organization. Gene Ontology annotation, cellular component: early endosome. Gene Ontology annotation, molecular function: phosphatidylinositol binding; metal ion binding. Lineage: Eukaryota; Metazoa; Chordata; Actinopteri; Perciformes; Gasterosteidae.
AGUGCACAUGUCAGGACACACUCUUUGCAGAGCCAAGAUCAACUCUCUUACAGUAAAUAGUGUAAACCUGUGCAAGAGCACGCUGUUUCAUGACAUACUGAUUCUAUCCUAUGACAUUUUAUUGACUUUUCAGUUUUGGUUGCAGCUUAACAAUAUAAUGAUAUACUGUAUGCUGUGUCCACCAAACGGUUAUUAUUAAUCAAUAUAAUAUAAAUAUUUAUAAUGCAACUAUUGUCUGAAAUUCAUUUAAAGUGAAUUUUAAAUAAAAGUCGGUGAUGGUUGAAAACCUGAGGUGGAUAUUUCCAUAAAUAACUUUCCUGGGAGGGAAAUAGAUUGGUGACGCCUUCUCUGCUCACAUGGGUUUGUCUAAAGCUCCAACUCCCUUGGGCGACUCCCACGUCACCAGCACAUAAAAGAAGCGCCCGUGCGCCGCAGACUGCACGAUCCCAGGACAGCGUCUCAGCAGCGGGACUUUAUGCGCAACAACAUCAACAACAACAACAACAACAACAACAACAACGCACUAACGAACGGCUCGUGCUGACUUGUCAUCUGAACACAAAUGGAUACGGAUGGGAAAUGGUUCUUGUUUACGCAGAACAACCGCGAGCGGAUCCGCGCCGUGGAGAACUCGUUCAGGCCGUCGGGGAAACCGCUGUACGAACCGGGUCGGUUUCUGCUGGGAGAGGGUCGGCUGGUGAAGAUGACCCGCAAGGGGCCACAGCCCAGAAGGUUCUUCCUGUUCAACGACCUGCUGGUGUACGGCAGCAUCAUCGGCCGCUGGCACAAGAAGCAGAUGAUCAUCCCCCUGGAGGACUGCCAACUUGAGGACCUAGAGAACGGAUUAUCAAUAAAGAACCAGUGGCUGAUCCGUACGCCACGCAAGUCCUUCUACGUGGCAGCCGCCUCCCAGGAGGAGAAGCGGGCCUGGAUCCAGCAAAUCGAGGACUGCCGGUCCAUUCUGCUGCAGAACAGGGACUGCCGGAUCAGCUCCCACUUUGCCAAAACCUGUAUCCCCGACUCUGCCUCCGCAAUCUGCAUGCGCUGCUUCGACAGGUUCUCCGUGACCCAGCGUCGACACCACUGCCGGAAAUGUGGCUUCCUGGUCUGCGCCGCGUGCUCCAAGACCCGAGCGGUAAUCCAACACAUCCACCCGACUAAGUGCUGGAGGAUCUGUACCGGGUGUCACACAAACUCCCUGACCAGGACGACGGAGGAGGCCCAGCGGGUGUGUCACUGGAACGAGCGCCACACAGAGAGGAGGAGCUCAGGAUCAAGUGAGGAGGAGGCCAUGGAGCAGAUGGAGGACGGUGACCCCCCCAAGUGGUUGAACUCCCAGGUGGAGAACUGGCCCAUCUACGUCAACUUACAACCACACUGCACUACAACCGCACUCUGCACCGGGUACCACUCAAGCUCCUCGACCAGGACGACGCAGGAGGCCCAGCAGGUGUGUCACUGGAACGAGCGCCACACAGAGAGGAGAUACUCAGAUGGAGAGGAUGGAUCAAGUGAGGAGGAGGAGGCCGAGGAGCAGGUGGAGGACGAUGACCCCAAGUGGUUGAACUCCCAGAUGGAGAACUGGUCCAUCUACGUCAACCUACAACCGCACACAUGCAGCCCUGAGCAUAAGAAGGGGGAGAAGAAGAACAGCCUGGUGUGGCCUUGUUAAUGGAUGGACAGGAUGCUUUGGACAGUGGAAGGUCAUUAUCAUAAAUAAUGUAUAAAGUUAAAAUAUAUAUAUUUAUACGGUUCUUACGUUCAUUUUUUGAUACAUUUGGGGAUUCAUUUCCAUUAGAUGAAUCUGUGAUUUUGGUCAUGUGUUUUAAUGCUUCUAUCUACUUGAAUGUUGACCACAAAUGUGAACAACGUCUUUAUACUUUUACAAUGAGUAAGAGAGGAAAUGUGUCUGCAAAUGUUGUGCAUUUGAUAAUAAAAUAAUGUGCUAUGCAAA